CCCAUAAUAAUCGCUGGUCUGCGCUGAAAUGUUUUUUUUAGCAGCAAAACUCUCCCUCGUGCGAACAGGAAGUGUACGGUUGCCAUGGAAACGCCGUGGCCAUCUAACAGGUGAUUUCUAUUAAAAUGAAGCAGCGGAACUAAAAACAGAGCUUCAGUCUGAUCAGGUUAUUGAUCAGGGAGAAAUGUUUAAAAUGUCCGGUUGUGCCGUUAACCAUCGGUGGGGGUGGGGGGGUGAAUCCGUAAGCCGCUGAGACUGAGGAGGAAGAGGAGGAGGAAGACGCGCAGGAGGAGGAGGAGCGCUCCGUCAGUCCGUCGGUAAACAGCAGCGGUCGGUGACGGACUCAGACGGUCGGUGAGUCGAUAAAGAGGCUUCUUUAUGCCGGGGUCAUGUAACUUAUCAAGGAGGAUGGAGAUUCAGCAUUAAGCCAGCAUCCUGUGGGCAGGAGGUCUGAGGAGAGGCAAGGGAUCAUGGGCGAUGGAGGACCCCUGCAGACUGAGGGGAAUGCCCUCCUCAAAGCUGUCUUCCAGGGGAAGUUGAGGCUGACCCGCCUGCUGCUCGAGGGUGGCGCUUACAUCAAUGAGGGCAAUGAGCGUGGCGAGACGCCCAUCUCUGCUGCCUGCUUAGCAAGCUACGAUGACCCACAGACCCGGCAGAGGAUGGUGAGGUAUCUGUUGGAGAAAGGAGCUGACCCGAACAUCCCCGAUAAGAGUGGCCGGACAGCACUGAUGCAUGCCUGUGCAGAGCAGGCAGGAAAGGAGGUGGUGUCACUGCUGCUGGAGAACGGAGCCGAUCCCAGCCUCAAAGACUACUCUGGUUCCUCUGCUCUUGUCCACGCCAUCAACAAAGGGGACCGUGACACCCUGCAGGUUCUGCUGGACUCCUGCAAGGCCAAGGGCAAGGAGGUGAUCAUCAUCACCACCGACACAUCUCCGUCAGGCACCAAGAAGACCAAACAGUACCUCAACUCCCCACCAUCCCCAGGCAUUGUGGACAAACUGUCUCCUGCCUGUAUGUCACCCUCUGAGGUGGAGAUUGGCACCUCCUCCCCUGCAGGAGACAAAGAUGAGGAAGGGAUCUUCAGCUUCAAACUCACCUCAGCAUUACCUUUACCUUCAGCUCGACCUCCAGGUGAGAAGAGGCCACCUCCCCGUAAACUGCUUAAGCGUCUGAACUCAGAACCGUGGGGUCUGGUGGCACCUUCGGUUCUCAGUGGGGUUCCCCAGGACCGGGUGGAUGGAGGUCUGGAGGAGGAGGAGGGCAACAGCAACCUGAACAAGACGAUCACAGAGAUGAACGGACUGACUGUCACAGAGCCGGUGAGGCCACUAUUGUCACGGCGUCACAGCAUUGAGACGCACGACCCCACAUCCCCUAAACUCAUUGACCGAUCCUGCUCUGAGGACUGCGCAGGGCUGUCUGGUCCAUCGUGGGCUGACAAAGUGCAGCAGCACCAGAUCCUCUACCGCAGGAACACAGCUCCAGAAUCCCAGGAGAACGCUGCUGGACCUGGGACAGUUGUGGCCCGAGCCCUAGCUCACCCCAAGCUCACACGGAUGGAGCACUAUGAGUCAGAUACCCACCUUUGUCCAGAGUCCAUUCCUGGAUCACCGGACUCUGGGAGGGUUUCGGUAGAACGGAGGAGGUACAACGCUUCCCCCUUGUCCCUGGUCACCAGUUCUUCCAGGGAGUCUCUGGAAAACAUCCCCAACUCAGUUUCCCCCAUCACUAUGCGACGGCGUGGCCCAGGGCUCCUGGAGCGCCGGGGCUCUGGGACCCUGCUGCUGGACCACAUCUCCCACACCAGGCCCGGCUUCUUGCCUCCGCUUAACAUCAACCCGCAGAGACCCAUCCCUGACAUCCGGGCCAAUGGGAAACCCACCUCCCCCAUCAACUCCGGACACAAGAUCCUGGUUCCAGUAGCCCCAGCCUCACCCAAACGGGGCCCAGACUUCAAGAUGAAGAAGAAGCUGAUGAGGAGACACUCAAUGCAGACAGAGCAGAUGAAGCAGCUUUCGACCUUCCAGGAGAUUCUGGCGGAAAAAGUCAUUGAGUCCAACGGGGAUUGAUGAAUGAAGACAAGGGAGCAAAGCAAAGGGUAGCUGCAGAGACUUAUCAGGGGUUGAUUUACUGUGAAGCAUCUCCAUUAGAUCAUCACAGAUGAACUCAAAUUAAUACCAUGGUGUGGUCUUUAAGGAGAGCUGCACCAACAAGGACUCAAUUCACCUGAGAAGAGUUUAGGUUUAAUACAGGUUUUGUCUGUUCCUGGUGUGAAACUGUGAGGUCAGUAUGAGUUUAAUCCAACCAACAUUAAAGAUCAUUGCAACGUGCAGUUAGACUCUAUCACCUUACCGAUUACCUUUCAUAUAUAACAUCACAUCUUCACGAAUCAGAUUAUUCUGAGAAUAUGAUGACGUGUGCAUGUCUGUGCAGGUUCAUGCAGGUGAUAGCAGUAUUAAGUUGAUUAGACUUCUUUUUUUUAGGUUAUUGAAAAAGCGUUUCUGAUGAGACUCAAGUAUAUAGAGAGUUCCUAGACGUGUACGUCCACACGCAGAGACGUGUUCAUAGACGUGUACGUCCACACGCAGAGACGUGUUCAUAGACGUGUACGUCCACACGCAGACGUGUUCAUAGACGUGUACGUCCACACGCAGACGUGUACGUCCACACGCAGAGACGUGUACGUCCACACGCAGACGUGUACGUCCACACGCAGAGACGUGUUCAUGGACGUGUACGUCCACACGCAGACGUGUACGUCCACACGCAGACGUGUACGUCCACACGCAGAGACGUGUUCAUGGACGUGUACGUCCACACACAGAGACGUGUUCAUGGACGUGUACGUCCACACGCAGAUCAUGUGCAGGGACUCUGACUUUGGGCUCUGAAAAUAACAAGUAGAAAAUAUCAAAUUGUACUGCUUUCAAAAUUCGAAUAAAAUAAAUAUUAAAUCCAAGAAACUAAAUAACGAUCAACAUGUAAGACCUUAUUUUCUUACGAAGCUGUUUACAAACCUGUAUUAAAUUAAGUAAUGGUGCUUUAUGUGGCUGUUCAGUGACAUUGCGUGACGCUUGUCAGCAGUGUCUUCACAGGUAGUCCUAAUUUGUUUUAACAUAUUAGUACGAAAGCUGCAUUUUAAAUCAAACUACGUAUUCUUGAUCACAAAUACUGUUCUGGCAUCUUUAAGAAACCAAAUUGCUUGAAAAUCACUUUAAAUACAGUGAGUUAUGAGGAUAUACUUACCUUGUUUGUGCAGAGGCCCGGCUCCCCCUGAUCAGCAUGGCCACUGUGCUGACAUACAAGGGGGAGUUCUUAAAACAUCUAAAAUUUAAAUUAAACUCAGAAGGAAGAUUAUUUACACCAUCUGCAUGCCUUCAGUUCCUAAUAAACCAUAUGACAUAUGUAACUGACACAGCGAUCACCUGCUUUUCAUACGGUGCAUGUGCAUUACAACUUGUAGGUUACAGUGGGUCCUCAAAAGCAUAAAAUGUUAAUGUUGAGUAUUUUUGAACUAGAAAACGUUGAUAUUUAUUCUUUAUGAGUCAAACAUCAUGCAGAAGUACUUGAAAUUUUCCAUGCAAAGUUAAUGCUGGCAUCACCGCAGUCAGCCACGCAUUUGACUAAAGUCCUGGAGCAGUCGGUGGGUUGGUUCUGGCCUAGUGGGCCAUAAUUUGAUAUACAGUGUUUAAUGUCUUCCAGUGACAGUCACGAUUACUUCUUUCUAGUGUGGCAAACAGAUGAACAGCUUCCUGUUGCAUCAUUUCGCCACAGACAAACUGCAGUACCCCUGGAUGACCAGUAGGAGAUCCACAAUAUUGGUGUAAAAUUCUUACAUCCAAGGAAAGCUCGAUGAAGAACUCCAACCCAAGAUCAGUUUAAUGAAUAAAAGAAAGGAUAACUGAAAUUACCCAAUACUAGAGCUCUUUAACAUAUUUCCUCAUACACGUGGUAAUUCGUUUCACCGUUGUAGCUCCCUCAGAGAUUUCCAGCAGGUUGAAGUUGAAACUUGUGGGUGAAGCUCUCCUUACCUUCAUUUAAUUGUCUGAAUGUUUAGCCACAGAAAGCUCCUCAGAUUCCUCCGAAUUUCUCAUCCUCUCCUCCACUCAGACCUGAACUGGCCUAAAGAGAAAUAAUCAGACUCCUUUGAUGUUUACAGAUGCACAAUUUGCACUGAGGUCAUUUCCAUUUUCCUCCUGCUACCAGAUGAAGACACAAACGUCCUGCUGCAAACUAACUUGUUUUCAUUCAUAAAGCUGACAUAUUUAUUUAUACGCUCCUGUUUGAUUGAUAACGUGUAAAACUACCUACUGCGCUGUAUGUACUGUAAUGAUCUAUAGUCAAUAUAAUAGUUGGUAUAUCCGUGGAAACCCAUCUUUAUUUUACCCGUUUCCUGUGUCUGUACUUUCAGAGAUGAUAUUUUGAUUGAACUUGUGUUGAGAAACAUUGGUUUAUUGCUUAUGAUACUCCAAAGAAACCAGUUCACACUGUAAGUACUGAAAAACAAAUCUGUACUGUUAUACACUACACCUGUUUCAGCACGAGGGGACCCUGUUAAAGGAGCAGCUUGGGCAGAAAAAGUCAGUUCACUCAUUUUAUUCUGAGAUGUUAGCAGGUUUUAAAUCAGAAGCACCUUUAUUAAUAAACAGGUGGAAAAAUCGUUGGAAACUGGGGCGUGUCCUCAUCUCACAGCUGAACCUAUGACCCCCUCAGUUCACUUUUAUUUAUAUAUAAUCCUGUGAAAAAACCAAGCCCACUGUUACUAGUUCUAUAGGCAUCAACAUGGUGUUACCCGAGGGAGGCACCCAUUGCAGUAGGAAUGAGCCGUAGGUAUGCAGUCAGUCCACAAGGCUACUCCUAAUACAAAAACAACUGUUCUAAACAGGUAACAGGAGCACACAAGACAAUUGUAGGUGGGAGACAGACAAGCACUGAGGGGAAUAUAUUAAAAACGAACACAUUAAAUGGCAAUCCACACUUGACGAUGUGUCAUAGAAACUCUUCAAUGCCCGUCACCGCGGUAAGAUAAUAUAACCUUUAUUAGUCCCACGCGUGGACAGUCCAAAGUUACAUAGAAAAAUUAGAAAAAAAUAAAGACUGGAAUAAGAUAUCAAUAAGAUACUGUACACAACUGUACACAAUAGAAUAGAAUAAAAUACUAUAUACACAAUUGAAUAAAAUAGCAUUUGUAUUCUAUUUUAUUCUAUAUACAUGCAAAAGCGGUGAGAAAAAGGAUCAGCUUCCACGUGGCGCCUUCGCUGUCUGCGGUACUAAAACACAAUCCGUACAUUAAUGGGUGCUGAUACGAUGAGAUAAUUAACAAAUAGACCAAAUAAACAGCCACAACCAUCAGAACAGUUCUCAGCUCUUCACUGUCAAAUUAAAUCAGCCUCAGAACACAUGGCAGCAGACACAGACAUCCAAGGACGUCGGCCCAGCAGCCAUUGGCUAUCUGUAAAUUAAAACGGGACAUUACUUACACUGAGCAGGUUACCUCAGAAGGAAUAUCCCUCCCACUUUGCCUCAUGCCUGUUUUUCAGUUAACUGCCCCCGGCAAGUUUCCACACAGUUUCUUGCUACUGGGGUACAAAUAACUUUAAACCUCUGCCAAAACUCAAGCAGAACGUUAUCUGGGGACUACCUCACUAACAGAAGGCCACACCAAGCUGUUGUAGAAAAGCUAAAAAGGCCAAAUAGCGCUGCUUAGAACUCCAGGUUCACACAAGAGAUCAACAAAUUACCUGCACCUAUGCUUAUAAAAGGGAAAAACCCAGCUUUGCCUGCCAGGGCAGUUUCCAGACUCAGGUCUCGCCUGUCGCAAGGGUAAAAAGCAGCCACCUAUAUAAAAGUAGAAAUGUUGUCAGCAUUCAAGAAUGUGUUAUCAGUGCUCAGGAUGAAAGACAUCAGCAAUAUUCUUGGUGCUGUCCAUCAAUCUGGGAGGAGCGAUGAGAUCAUUUCCACACAAUGUGAAAGUCCGUCAUUCUACAGUGAGAAGGAUUGUUCAUAGGCGGAUGUUGGUGUGGCUGCAGUCAAUUUGUGCAAAUAUCAAAGCGCUCCAUCUCACACUCUACAGGCCUCAGUUAGCAUCUUAAACACUGAAGUUAAUGACAGCACAAAUAGAAAUAGACCAAAGAAGUAUGGCUGCUUUAAAAGAGAAGAGGAGAAAACAUGACUUAGGUUUGUAAAGCCGCAGCAGACUUCAGCAACAGACGAGAGUAAAGUGCACAGCAGCAAACGGCUCGCUAUGAGCGCCGUGGAGGAGGGAUGACGAUCCGAGUGGACCGUGAACUCCCCGUACAUCAGAGUAUUCCAGAGUCAGAGUGAGGCCGUGUGUCCCGCAGCUGAAGCUCGGACCAAUCGGCAGGAUGCUGAAGCGAGCGCAGACGGAGCUGCUGCAGCGGUCCAGAGUGCAGAGCUCAGAGAGCUGUGCGUAAACGAAUGGAGCAAACUUCAGCAACGCUGUGAAGAAGAGUGGAGACAAACUCCUCAGUUAAGUAUCUGAGGCUGUGACCACGGGACUGUAACAACAUGAUUGUUGGGCUUCAUUUCUGUAUCUAACGGUAGUUUUAAGAUGAACUAGUAAAUAACAAUUAGCUAAUGU
Messenger RNA from Haplochromis burtoni (Burton's mouthbrooder), 6601 nucleotides. Its product is annotated as ankyrin repeat domain-containing protein 34A. The record is from RefSeq and is a predicted model, not a curated record. Lineage: Eukaryota; Metazoa; Chordata; Actinopteri; Cichliformes; Cichlidae. The transcript is spliced from 2 exons. Gene Ontology annotation, molecular function: protein binding. The coding region runs from base 471 to 2069 and encodes 532 amino acids.